Molecule: messenger RNA, 1813 nt
Organism: Neoarius graeffei (lesser salmon catfish)
Lineage: Eukaryota; Metazoa; Chordata; Actinopteri; Siluriformes; Ariidae
Gene: slc35f3a
Product: solute carrier family 35 member F3a
Exons: 8
Coding region: 1-1455 (484 amino acids)
Cellular component (GO): membrane
Source: RefSeq, a predicted model, not a curated record
AUGGAAAAGUUAUCGGAUGGAAUGUGGAAAUCAGCGCCUGCGAGCCCACGCCGUCUGUCCGAUAUCAGCCCACAACUUCGACAGUUAAAAUUCCUGGCCGUCGAAGAAGAAAUAAAAGAGGACUUCAAGUCUUCCCGCUCGGUGGAGGACAUAAAAAACGCGUCCAUCGAGGAGCGCAUCCUCAGGAUCACGGGCUACUACGGCUACCAGCCAUGGAGCGCCACCAGCCCAGUUGUGGAGAAGCCAAACAAAGAGAGGGUGGAAGUGAAGGUUGAUGGCCAUAUUGGGACAAAUGUGAUAAAUGUGGAGCGUACAAGUAGGCAGCAGAUGGUACGUUGCUGUCUGUGCUGGACUGUAGCCCACCUGAAGCAGGCACUUUGGGGUAUCACUGUGGUUCUCUGUGUCUGUUCAUCCUGGACGGGAUCCACUCAGCUGGCCAAACUAACACUCAGACAACUCAAUGUUCCUUUCACUCUCACCUGCUUUUCUAAUUCCUGGAACUGCCUCCUUUUCCCCCUAUACUACCUGGGCCACCUGUGCUGGAGCAAAGAGAGGCAGAGCAUUCGAAAGCGCUUCAGGGAGUGCUGUCAGUUCCUGGGUGAUGAUGGACUGUCAUUGAAAACGCUGCUGUCAGUACUGGCACCAUUUGGAGUGCUGUGGACACUCACCAGCUACUUGUACCUACAGGGCCUACGCAGGAUCCCUGCAACAGAUGCCUCAGCUCUCUUCUGCUGCAGCCGUGCAUUUGUAUUUCUCAUCUCUUGGAUUGUGCUGCGUGAUCGCUUCAUGGGUAUCAGGAUUGUUGCAGCCAUUUUAGCCAUUGCAGGCAUAGUAAUGAUAACGUAUGCUGAUGGGUUCCACAGUCACUCUGUGAUUGGCAUUUCCCUGGUGGUUGGAUCUGCAUCAACAGCAGCCAUGUACAAGGUACUGUUUAGGCUGGUUUUGGGUAGUGCCAAGCUGGGUGAGGCUGCAUUGUACUUGACUGUCCUUGGAGGAGCCAACAUGGUCUUCGUCAGCAUUGUACCUCUCAUACUCAUUCUCACUGGAGCUGAGGAUAUUGGCUCGCCCAGAGAUAUACCUUGGCACAGUCUGUGUUGCACAGCUGCACUACUGCUGGUGUUCAAUUUCCUGAUAAAUUUUGGUGUUUUGAUAACACUUCCUACAUUGAUUUCUUUGAGCAUUGUCCUCAGUGUACCUGUUAAUGCUGUAAUAGACCACUACAUGUGUGAGAUCCAGUUCAACAGUGUGCGUAUCAUUGCUGUGUCCACCAUCUGCCUGGGCUUCCUGUUGCUGCUGCUCCCAGAGGACUGGGAUCAGUAUCUGCUGCAGCUUCACUCUAUGGUGUGUAACAGGAAGAAGCCGCAAGAGGGAAACAGAGACACACACACUGAAACACCACACGUUCACUCUAGCAAGACAGGAAACUGCACGGCUGAAACAGCAAGUUCUCAUUAAGGUGAAGUUUGCUUCAUGUCACAAGAGGAGCAUUGCAUUCACAUCAAUGUUACCAAAAUAUCUGUACCUACAUAGGAAGAUAAUCUAUGUAGGACUGCAGAUUGGGAUGAGUAGACUAUGCAGUACUUCUUCAUUUGCUAUUUACAGAGACUGUCAAAACAGAGGAAUGAGAUGAACGCUGACUCCAUCUUUUAUUCACUGCAUCAAAGCACAAGACUGUGUAAUGUAGCAUCUUGCAUAAUUCAGAGUUCUGGAUGAAAAUGAUUUAUGCUGCAUUUGUUUUAUAUUGGACUGCUAUAUUUAAUACAGCCUAGUAUAUGGCGACCUUAAUGAAUAUCCUAUUCAUUCUUAACCAAGA